CGCGGUUUGGCUUCAGUCGCGCGGCCACUGCAGAGAGAUCGGACGCACCGGGCUGUUUGUUGGUGACAAGCUUGAAUCAAGAGCCGAAAAUGAAGAAUUAUCUGAGCUUCGUGGCCCUCGUGGCUGUUUUCUGCGCCGUUGAUGCCGGCUACAUGCGGAGUCCUCCCAAAGUCCAGCUGUACAGUCGGGAUCCGGGACUUUUCGGCAAAGGCAACGUCCUGAUCUGCCACGUGAGCCAGUUCCACCCUCCGGACAUCACCAUCACGCUCCUGAAGGGCGACGCUCCUCUGGACAACGCCCAGCAGACCGACCUGGCCUUCAAACAGGACUGGCACUUCCACCUGACCAACAGCGCCCCCUUCACCCCCGAGAGCGGCGUCAAGUUCACCUGCCGGGUCAACCACGGCGGCAGGGUCACGGACUACGUCUGGGAUCCAAACAUGUGAGUCCGGCCGCGCUGCCUCGUGCCUACACUUCCCAUCAUGCACCGCUGCUUCACCAAUCCAACACGAACGUCCCGUCUUCAGUCGGACGUCCGCAGAUCUGCUCCGUAACUCACGAUCGUUUCCCUCAGCGCUUCUUCUUCUUCUUCUUCAAAACCCUGGGUGCGGGUUCAGGAUUUUAGACCACACUUAAAUCACAAUACGCCAAGACUUCUCCGUAGAUUUCUGAUUUUUGUUCUGUUUUUUUUUUCGAUUUUUGUCAUCUGAGAUUGUUUUUCCGAUAUUUAUGAAUCAUGUUUUCUAGACUAGGGACUAAACCGGGACUAAAGUGGGUCUUAACUCGGUCUAAAACGGACCACGCUUCCAACUGAGACGCUGUAUAAUCAGGUUUAAACUCGGACUUUAGUGUCAAACCAGUCCAGGACCAAACCAGGACUACCGUAGAUCUUAACCGGGACUAAACCAGGUCUAAAACCGGACUAAACGUACAGCUAUGACACUAUGGACUCAGGGACUAAACCGGGACUGAUCAAGACUAAGAAAAGGACUAAAAGAUCAAACCAGGACUAAACCAGGACUAAACCAAGACUAGGAAGAGGACUAAAGAAUCAGACCAGGACUAAACCAGGACUAGACAGUUGUAGAAUUUGAGAUCACGGGAGACGGUUUGAUUGUAAAUAUGACUUGACUGUUGAUCUUUGAAUAAAAAUUUUAGAAAAUGAAA
Molecule: messenger RNA, 1167 nt
Organism: Boleophthalmus pectinirostris (great blue-spotted mudskipper)
Lineage: Eukaryota; Metazoa; Chordata; Actinopteri; Gobiiformes; Gobiidae
Product: beta-2-microglobulin-like
Exons: 3
Coding region: 90-446 (118 amino acids)
Biological process (GO): positive regulation of T cell activation; immunoglobulin production involved in immunoglobulin-mediated immune response; peptide antigen assembly with MHC class II protein complex
Cellular component (GO): MHC class II protein complex
Molecular function (GO): MHC class II protein complex binding
Source: RefSeq, a predicted model, not a curated record